AUGGGAAAUAAGUGGCCCACCGCCACCCCUGGCUGCCCUGCAGCAGUGCAUUUCCAUCGAAUCGACCCCGUGGUCGAGGUCGCAGAGGUCGUCGUCGAAAUCGACGCCUCGGUCCCGCCAAAUAUCACGACCAAAAUCCAAAAAUACCCGCCCCUGCACGAAGGCAGAGCUUUUAGCACUGGGUGCCACGGGUGGGACAUCGUCGGAUUGGGAUUGGCGUUUGUGGAAGACGACGGGGUGGACGGUGCAGGAGGCUCGAAGUGGCGACCAACCAGCACUGACACCGUUGUCCUCAGCGAAAGUAACACGACCAGCGUGUGGCUUCCCUGGAACGCCCGGACGCUUCAUGAUCCCAACAAGAGGGGGGGCAGGAACCUUGUGUGCCCUGGCAUCGGUAACGGCAGCCUCGGCGACCACAGCAUCAUUGACGGCAGCUGCAGUGGCCCCAGCAUCGAUGGUGGCAGCUGGGAUACUGCCGACGCUUGGAUCGACGCUCAGAACGUCCCUGGCGGCGGUUCUGAGCAGUUACAAGGUCCCCGUGUGUCCCGUGAGGAGCCGGCGAGCCUCAAAUACGUCCAACAUGGGCCGCCUGUAUACAACAUGGUCGGCCGGACGGAGAAAGGAAAGAGGGGGCGGAUCGAGGACGAGGGGAGGGGGAGUCUCGCGGGUGAGGAGGCUCAGCCUCGAGAUGCCAUGGGACAGCCAUUCAACCUGGCCAGCGCCCGCCUUCGGGAGGUCGGUGUCGCCGGUUAG
Molecule: messenger RNA, 753 nt
Organism: Penicillium argentinense
Lineage: Eukaryota; Fungi; Ascomycota; Eurotiomycetes; Eurotiales; Aspergillaceae
Exons: 4
Coding region: 1-753 (250 amino acids)
Source: RefSeq, a predicted model, not a curated record